AUGUCGUUUGCCACGGACGAAUUGAACCAUUUGCAGCAGGCGAUCAAUCGGGAGCAGCCUCGCGACGUGAUCCAAUUCUGCGCCAACUACUUUGACCACAAGUUGCAGCAGCAACGCCUCCACCUCUGGAGUCAACAACAAAAGGCUGAAGCGGCGGGGAUCACGCUUUUCCCCCAGGUCGACUCCGCCCACGUCCCCGCCAUCCCCCACAACAAGCGCCAGCCCCUGUUCAAGCUGCCAUUCAGUGUCAAUGACCCCCACCAGCAGGAUGCCGGCGACCCCACCAGCGCCCCUGCGGCGGGCUUGUUUAAGAGCGACUUCAACGUCAACCUGGGGGCGCCCACCUCCAAGACUGACCCUUUGGACCCGUCUACCGCUACUGCCGGUGGCGUUGGUGCCAGAGGCGACGCUGAUUUGGCGUCGGCGCCGGCGCAAAAGAUCCCUAACUUCAACGCCAACAGACGGACGCUGGUGAGUGCGGAAACGUUGAAUCCGGACUUGUUCAAGCUGUCGGGGUGGACCCCGCCCAAAAACAACCAGUUGCUGGCGGAAGAGCGCCAGGAAUUGUCGCAGAAAUUGGGGCUGUACUUCCUCUUUGACCAGUUGGACGCCUCGCUGAAAAAGACGGUGGUGCUGGCGCUUGAACUGAAGCUGUUCCCCAAAAACACCGAGAUCAUCCGACAAGGCGACGAAGGGGACUUUUUCUACAUCAUUGUCAAGGGGACGGUCGACUUCUUCGUCAACGGCUCCAAGGUCAACUCCAGCGGCGAAGGCUCGUACUUUGGCGAAUUGGCGCUCAUGUACAACUCCCCGCGGGCGGCUACCGCCGUAGCUGCUUCCGACGUCCAGUGCUGGGCGCUUGACCGAGCGACAUUCCGGUCGAUCCUUUUGGAAUCCACUUACAACCGCCGCACCAUGUACGAGAACUUCUUGAAGGACGUCAAGGUGUUGUCGCUGUUGACUCCGCAGGAACGACUGAAACUUGCCGAUGCGCUCAAGACGGAAGUGUAUCACAAGGGCGACAAGAUUGUCGUCGAGGGCGAAAAGGGGGAAAACUUUUACUUCAUCGAAAAGGGGGCAUGCAAGGUCUACUCCAACGACAAGGGCGAGUUGACCCAGUUGAAGGACGGCGACUACUUUGGCGAAAUUGCCCUUUUAAACGACUUGCCGAGACAGGCUACCGUGGAAGCGGUCGACACCGUCAUCGUGGCUACGUUGGGCAAGUCGGGCUUUGAGCGGUUAUUGGGGCCCGCAAUACAGGUAUUGAGACAACAGGAUCCCAGACAACACAACUAG
Messenger RNA from Diutina rugosa, 1296 nucleotides. RefSeq names its product cAMP-dependent protein kinase regulatory subunit (gene BCY1). The transcript has a single exon. Bases 1 to 1296 code for a protein of 431 amino acids. Gene Ontology annotation, biological process: regulation of protein phosphorylation. Gene Ontology annotation, molecular function: cAMP-dependent protein kinase regulator activity. Gene Ontology annotation, cellular component: nucleus; cAMP-dependent protein kinase complex. NCBI's taxonomy places the organism in Eukaryota, Fungi, Ascomycota, Pichiomycetes, Serinales, Debaryomycetaceae. The record is from RefSeq and is a predicted model, not a curated record.